Diutina rugosa is the source of this 1266-nucleotide messenger RNA. RefSeq lists its product as uncharacterized. NCBI's taxonomy places the organism in Eukaryota, Fungi, Ascomycota, Pichiomycetes, Serinales, Debaryomycetaceae. The coding region runs from base 1 to 1266 and encodes 421 amino acids. The transcript has a single exon. The record is from RefSeq and is a predicted model, not a curated record.
AUGGAGUGCGGACCUUCAAAUGCGAUACAGAACCUUGCCAAGCACUCCCAACGGGAUACGCUGCUCCAGAACCAGUUCCGCGGCCAGCAGCCGGGACAGGGACGCCAGUUCCGCCAGGGCCCCGUCGCCGAUCCCCGCUUAAACCGCGAGUUUGCUGAGUUUGCCGGGCCCACCAAUGCUCCUGGGUUCACCGCUACCCCUAUAGCUCACCAGAGCGUGCCUCGAAGCCAGGUUCAGCCGCACCAGCCUGGUCCGGCUUGGGUGGAAGAUUUCGGUAAAAUGAAGCUUGAAUCAGGCCCCCAACAGGGGCAAACGGCUGAUUGGAGCCGACAGUUUCAGCAGAGCCAUCCGCAGAUGGGUCAGAUGGGUCAGAUGAACCAACCAGCAAUGACUAAUGGCCAGCAGAUGCGAUCAGCGCCGAUGAUGGGGCUGAUGGGGCUGAUGUACCACGGCAUGCCCAUGGCCUCCCAUGCUCCCAUCGCUGCUCCCCAGUUUCAAAACCAGCUGGAACACCAGCAGAACCACAAAUUGGAACAACAGGAGAAGCAGUUUGCCGACAAAUUCGCCGAGAUCGAACAGGAACUCGCCGAAGAAUCACAACAACAACACCACGAACAACAAGGAGCUGACGACCGCGACCUUGAGCGCGACCAGUUCGCUCGAAUCGCUCAGGAAAUCAAUACUACAGUCGGCGAAAAGACGCUGGGCGACGCUGAGCUCCAGGCUAAAUUUGCCCAGCUGGGGUUCAUGAAUUUGAUGCACCGAGUGGCUAACAAGCAAGUGGAGCUUGACGGUGACCAAUUACGAGACACGGCUACGGGCGAGCAGGCCAAAGUCGAGCAGGACGACACCACGGUGCCGCUAUCGCAGCCGGUGUCGGCGCCGCUGAGGCUGCCUGACUACCAUGCUCCGAUGCACGAGCCCGUGGUGACGAGAGUGGCUCCCCCCUCAGCAUUGGAGUCGAUGGAGCGCCCUGAAGAACGCCCCGAGCACCAGAACAAGCUUCCCGACCCUUUAGCCCACAUUGCCGACGGGGCGUUGGCGGAUAUCACCGACCCGUUGAUGAUGGCGCAGGUGGUGCUGGGGGGCCAGGUACAGCGCCAGGCGUGGCUCGACGCCGACGUCGACUGGAUGGACGCCACGGGGCCCUACCAGCCGAAACCCUACGUGCCUCCUGGGCGGGGCUCCGAUGGGCCCCGGAGCAUUUUGAACCCGCACGAGCAGGAGGUGUUUGACGACUAUCGGCACGACGACGACUACCAUUGA